Molecule: messenger RNA, 723 nt
Organism: Monodelphis domestica (gray short-tailed opossum)
Lineage: Eukaryota; Metazoa; Chordata; Mammalia; Didelphimorphia; Didelphidae
Source: RefSeq, a predicted model, not a curated record
AUGUACAAUGUCCCAUCACCACGAUAUUCCCAAGGGUAUAAACUCUUCAAGUCCCUCCCUGAGACAUGGUUUGGAGAUUCCAAGACAUGCUUCAACAGAUACCCGACGCAGCCUCUGAAGACUGGCCUAUAUUUCUGUUACCUGCUGGAGAUGAGCUUCUACCAGUCUUUGCUGCUCACUCUGCCCUUUGAUGUGAAGAGGAAGGACACCAUGGAACAGAUCAUCCACCACUUUAUUGUCAUCAUCUUGUUGUUCAUCUCCUAUUGCGGCAACCUUUUGUCCUUUGGUGGCGUGACAUUGCUGCUACAUGAUGUAACUGACAUCUUAUUAGAGGCCAGUAAGAUGUUCCUUUAUGCACAGUGGAAACAUGCAUGUGAAAUACUCUUCUACAUCUUUGCUGUGAUGUUCAUUGUCAACCGGCUCAUUCUCUUCCCAACCAAAAUCAUCUAUGUAUUCUUCUAUCAUUUCACGUGGAAGCCCUUCUUUGCAUAUAUUUUUACCUUUGUCCUUCUGAUCAUCCUGCAGGGACUCCAUGUCUUCUGGACCUACUUAGUUCUCCAAAGAAUCUAUUUAAGGAUUAUAUAUAAGGAGAAGAGUGAUGUGAGGAGUGACUUGGAGGAACAAGACACAAGUGAUGAGCAGUUAGAGAAGACAGAGAAGCAGAUGAAUCAGAGGCUCCAGGCCAAUGAAGUCCCCAAUUCCUGCAACUUCCUCCAGACUUGA